ACCACAAUAUCUUACUUCUUUAAUAUAUGUUGUCUUUUUUUAAUACCAAAACAUACAGUUCCAUAAAAGGCAUGGCAAAUGGUCACUGAGAAGCAAACGCAGACACUGACAGGUGGAUGAGGAAGUUCAUGUGCGAAAUUACCUCACAUUUCAAAGUAUUUGCGGGGAAGUGAAAAUGCAGAAAGAACGAGGCAUUUGUCUGAGACACUUCAAAAGACCGAAAUCCAUUCUGCUCAAGACAACCGUGAUCGGAGGAAAACAAUGGCCUGUGUUGACGUUGACAUGGACAUCCACGGAGGUGACGAGGAGCCGAGCAGAGCCGGCAGACAAAAGCUGCUUGCGCCCAAGAUACUAGAGUACCAAGCUACAACGCUCGUGCCAGACAACAAAGGGCAGCUGCACGGGCUGCUGCAGAAGCAGCCUGCUGUGUUGGGGUCUCUGCAGGUGGCAAGUGGUCUCUUCAGCGUUGGAGUGGGGAUUGUUUUCGCUGUGACCCAGAAUAUAGACGUGUCCCUCUUCACUUUGUUCAGAGUUGCCCAACUCACCGGAACGCUCUUCAUCUUUGCCGGAGUUGUGUCCAACCUGCUGUUCAAAUAUCCGGCAUUACUAUCCCUGUCCCUGAAGGUGAACUGUGGCUGCAUUAUUGUAGCUGUGUUGUCUGCCUGUCUGAUAGCUGUUGACUUGGCUAAAUGGAAUACAGAUAAUCAAUAUUUUUUGAAGAUGGAGCUACUGGCACUUUUUGUGAUGGUGCUUGAGGUUUUUCUCUCUGCAAUCCUCUGCUUCUGGUUCUCUAAAGAGAAACGUGCAAAAUCACCAUGACCGACCACAGCAGAACUAAAUGAACUGUUGUAUUUUUUUUUUAUUGGUACAUUUCGUGUAGCUUCUUCACAGACCGGAUUGUGGUCUGUCUCUGAUGUUUGACUGAGACCGAGAGUAUAAGGCUUGUGGUAAACGAAUGUCAGCUUGUCUCCUGUGAAGGAAAACCCUCUCUUUAUCCUCUUCAACCCCUGCAUCGUCUGUCUAACGGCAGCAGUGGGUCUCAGUUUGCAGUGUGUUCUCUUUUUUUCUCGCGUGCAAGUGCAUGUGGUUUGUUUUUUUGGCUGAUCUCACUUUGAAAAGAAUUCACACAUAGACUUGUGAAAUAUUUGUGUGAAUUAGAGCUUCUUUGUUCCUGUUGACUGCAGCAAAGACAUGAAUACUGCAGUGUGUGUUUGAAACAUUU
Messenger RNA from Solea solea (common sole), 1222 nucleotides. RefSeq lists its product as uncharacterized. The record is from RefSeq and is a predicted model, not a curated record. The coding region runs from base 262 to 819 and encodes 185 amino acids. NCBI's taxonomy places the organism in Eukaryota, Metazoa, Chordata, Actinopteri, Pleuronectiformes, Soleidae. The transcript is spliced from 6 exons.